Molecule: messenger RNA, 1119 nt
Organism: Cylindrotheca closterium
Lineage: Eukaryota; Bacillariophyta; Bacillariophyceae; Bacillariales; Bacillariaceae
Source: the annotation of a GenBank genome assembly
AUGGCGACUGAAGACGUUGAAACCAUCGAAUUUCAGACUAGUGUCAUCAUUCCUGAAAUUGUGACUGCGGGAGAAUCGGCUCAGGGAGAACUGUCUCCAAAGGGCCUAGCAGAGCAACUGGAGGAAGCAAAGUUGGACGCCAAGAAAUCUGCAGAAGCUCUAGAUGAUCUUAUUUCUGGGGUUCGCGCUGUGAAACGAAUUCUUGAUAAACAUGCAGGUGAUGAGAAAGCUUCUAUGAAAGAAUCGACAACAAGGGACGCAGAGCUGAUCGCGCAUCUUUCUAAUCAGCUCCCUGGGAUUCUUGGUUCAGAUUUGAUGGCACUUGUAAAUGCUGCUAAUAUGGCACGGGGGCACGCCAAACUGGCAUCUGAUGAAGCAGAAGCCGCUGUAUCUGAAAUGCAAGAAGCCAGAAAGGAAGCUGAGGAAUCCAACACAAAGGCACGCACUGCUGCAAAAAUCAGCAAGAAGCUUUAUGAGGAUAAUCUUGCACUUCAGCAGCAGGUUGGUCAUCUCAAGAAAGAAAGGCGGACUCUCGUAAAGGCAGUAAGGGAUCUUCAGCAGGAACAGGAGCAAACCAACAAAUUUGAUACCUGGAGGCUUCUGGAAGAGCAUGUACAAAACAGCUUGACAAUGCAUGAAAUGAUUCUCAAAACACCAACUCGUGGUGCUAGACAGAACUCGUUUUUUGAUCCUGCUCAUGAAAGUACAAGGUCGAUGAGCGAUGAGGAUGGUUCCAACUACAUCAGUGCUUCGUCUGUCGAGAAGCCAGAGAAACCAAAGAAGUUUGGUCGAAUAUCUCCUACUCCGACUGCUAGCUGUUCCGAGGACUCAAUGAGCUACCACAAACAUGAGGGCCAUUCCACACCAUCAAGAUCUUUCGAGGAUCAAGAAAAUGUUGGCAUGCCAACGGAUGUUUCCUUGAUCAAGCGACGACCGACUUCUCCGCUGGGAACACCAAUAAUAUCACGAGAGGGAAAUGGCGCUGAGAGCCAAGAGUUGAAGCCAAUUUGUGAUCCACAGAUUCUUAGAACGCUGGCGAUACCUGGGGACGAUCGAGUAGGCGGGCCAGAUUUGCCAUCGCCCAGAGUUCGAGUUGCACCGGGGCUGUACGAAGUAUAA